Molecule: messenger RNA, 2085 nt
Organism: Lithohypha guttulata
Lineage: Eukaryota; Fungi; Ascomycota; Eurotiomycetes; Chaetothyriales; Trichomeriaceae
Exons: 2
Coding region: 1-2085 (694 amino acids)
Biological process (GO): transport along microtubule
Cellular component (GO): cytoplasmic dynein complex
Molecular function (GO): dynein heavy chain binding; dynein light chain binding
Source: RefSeq, a predicted model, not a curated record
AUGUCGUCCUCUUUGCAGUCGCGGAAGGAGGAGCUGCUUGCUAAAAAAGCUCGGCUGGCCGAGCUGAAGCGGCAGCGUGAGUUACGGGAGGAACGUUUCAGCGCCGGACGCCAGAGUAUUGGUGGUGAGUCCUCACCUAGAAGGACUGUGGAGGACAGACGGUCCGAGAUCGAUAACAUCGUCUCCAGCCUCAUUGAUCGUCAGAGAGAUUCUACGUCGUCGCCGAGCAGAAGUCGACCAAGUUCGUUCUAUGGCGAAGCUACGCCUCAAAAUGGCGAACAGAUUGCACCACAGAAGUCUACAAUGGUCUCAAGUUCUACCCAAACUGCAGUGGCUGAGUCUGGGGAUAUUGUACGGGAAGUGGUCUUAACUCCCCCUCUACAAAAGCCAGCACCAGAAUAUAUUACCUACACGAAGGGCACUCAAACAGAUCCUGUGACGGACAUUGGGGUCAACACGGAGGACGACUUCGAGCCGGAGAUCGAUGCGCGGUCGAGAAGGAGAUCAAGCAGAAAGCAAAAAGAGAUAGACGAGGAGAUCAGAACGAACCUGCGGAGAGAGAUCGAGGAAGAGCUGAGGGCUACUCAGAACGGUCCCGCAAAUAUAGCGCCUUCUGCUACAGUACGGUUUCCGCUUCGUCAGUUGAACGCGAACGAGCUCAAUGCUGUUACGUCGUCCAAUGACUUUCAAGCCUUCGUUGAACGCUCCUCCAAGGUGAUUGAGCGAGCCCUGGAUGAAGAAUAUGACCUGCUUGCAGACUACACUCGAGCUGCGGCUGUGGAUACAGAAGAGGAUUAUGCGAACAAGUCUUCACAAUCACUACGAGAAGUAUUACAGUUGUACUCAGCCAACCAUUCCAAGAGGCGUGUUGUAACGGACCUACAUUUCUCUCCUCAUUUUCCUGAACUGCUCUUAACCUCAUACACAAAGAACGCUGCUGCCCCGAACGAGCCGAACGGGCUGGUUCUGUUGUGGAACUCUCACGCACCGAGCAGACCAGAAUACACCUUUAACGCAACUAGCGAUGUGCUCACCGCGCGCUUCUCUCCUUUUCAUCCCAACCUCAUUAUAGGUGGCUGCUACAGUGGUCAGGUUUGUAUCUGGGAUACACGCUCUUCACACAGAGAUGGUCAACCAGAACGACGUACGCCCCCAGCAGGAACCACAAGUCUAGGACACACUCAUCCGAUAUAUGCACUAAAUGUAGUCGGUACCCCAAAUGCACACAACAUUCUCACCGCCGACACGGAUGGGACUGUCUGUUCUUGGAGCGUCGACAUGCUGAGCCAGCCACAAGAAUACCUUGCACUCUCAACACCUUCUUCCGCCGGUACAAUGACGGACGAUUUGGCGCCAAAAUCCAUGUCUUUUCCAACAGCAGAUCCGACGUCUUUCCUUGUCGGCAGCGAAGAAGGCACGAUUUACGGAUGUCACCGUUACGACCGCGCUGGUGCCAAAGCUGGAGUUGACAGUCGUGUGGCAUAUAGGGGUCAUACAGCACCGAUUAUGUCGACUCAUUACCAUCCGGAGCGUGGCCCUGUGGAUUUAGGUGAUCUAAUGCUGAGCUCUUCCGCAGAUUGGACGGUCAAGCUCUGGCGUACUCGAGCAGCUGCAGCUCCAGGAUCCGCUAUCAAGACACAUCAGGUGCUGAAUACCGAUACAGGUGCUGCUCGGGGAAUGAACGACUCAACAUCAACUGCAGAAGCAAUCCCACCUAUCCUUGACCUGUCGAUGGAAGACAUUGUUUACGAUGCCAAGUGGUCACCCAACAAACCUUCUGUCUUCGCCGCGGUGACGGGUGCAGGCGAUCUUGAAGUGUUCGACCUGCUCUCAGAUAUUGAAGUACCUGUUGUGAAAGCAACACCAAGCAAAACGAGACUGCCAAACAACGGACUUGUCCUACCAUUCAAGGGCUUGAACAAAUUAGCCUGGGAGGAAAGACAUGGUAAGCAGAUUGCCGUGGGUGGUCUUGAUGGUGUUGUGAGCUUGUUCGAGGUAGGACGAGGAUUAUGGUGUGGGCCUGGAGAAGCUGAUGCUAGAGAAUGGCAGAGAAUGAAACAGCUCAUGGGCAAACUGGAACCGUGA